Messenger RNA from Cotesia glomerata, 1052 nucleotides. RefSeq names its product cytidine deaminase-like. The record is from RefSeq and is a predicted model, not a curated record. Gene Ontology annotation, molecular function: zinc ion binding; cytidine deaminase activity. Lineage: Eukaryota; Metazoa; Arthropoda; Insecta; Hymenoptera; Braconidae. Bases 263 to 703 code for a protein of 146 amino acids. The transcript is spliced from 2 exons. Gene Ontology annotation, cellular component: cytosol.
ACUACGUUCAUAAACACUUUUGUAGCCAUAUAACAUAUCUAACACAUCAUCUCUCGACGUUUCCACUUCAUUGCAGUGCUGCAUUCACUCUCACCGCGUGUAAAACGAUAUCUUCACUAUCAAUUUCAUCAGCUAAGCCUGGCUUUCCUCUCCAACAUACUGCUAGGUAAUUCCAUGUGUCACUGCAAGAAAAUAAUAAAUAUUCAAGUAAAAUAAUAAUAUCUUUCAUUAAAAGAACAAAAUCAAUACUUACUCUCAUAAUAUGACGGCUGGAAAAUUCAUUGAAAUUGAAAGUUUGGGUAAAGAAGCCCAAGAAUUAAUUCGAGAGAGUAUUGAAGCCCGAAAAAUGGCUUAUACACCUUACAGUAAUUUCAAAGUUGGCGCAGCCUUAAGGUGCAACGACGGAACAAUAAUCCGCGGAUGUAAUAUAGAAAAUUCAUCAUUUGCAGCUACCAUUUGUGCUGAGCGAACGGCCAUCUCCAAAGCGAUCUCCGAUGGGAAGCUUAAAUUUCAAGCAAUCGCUGUUGCCGCUGACAUGGUUAAUAAUUUAAUUACUUCGCCCUGUGGAGUUUGCCGGCAAACACUUGCUGAAUUUGGAGAUAUGUCAAUUUAUUUGACAGACCCGACAAUGACCAAAAUUGUACAGACGUCAGUAAAUGAUUUAUUACCUCUGGCUUUUCGUUUAAACGAAUCUAUCAAUUAAUAUUAAUCUUAUUUCUUAUAUUUUAUUAACAGUUAAACAAAAUAUCAUAUAAAAUGAUAACUAAAAUUAUAAAAAUAAAUAUUUAAGCAUUUUGUUUUAUUGAAAGCUUAUUCGCUUUAGAAAAACGAAUUUUACUUUUUAUUUUAAAUAAUUGUAAUAUAAUAACUAUUUUAUUUGUUGUCGAUAUACUAAUUUACAAUGUUAAAUGUUCUUAUGUUAUUACAAAUAUAUUUAUAUACAGAAGGCUUACGCUUUUAAAAAAAUUUAUAUUUACAUCGUUGAGGUAAUUUUAUAAACUUGUUGAAGCAAUGAUCUCUGCGGUGCAUUAAUAAAUGUAUCCCAUAAUCCA